Gilbertella persicaria is the source of this 692-nucleotide messenger RNA. RefSeq lists its product as uncharacterized. The coding region runs from base 33 to 689 and encodes 218 amino acids. NCBI's taxonomy places the organism in Eukaryota, Fungi, Mucoromycota, Mucoromycetes, Mucorales, Choanephoraceae. The record is from RefSeq and is a predicted model, not a curated record. The transcript is spliced from 4 exons.
UUUUUUUUUUCUUCUUUUUCUUAUUUCUUUUUAUGUGGUUAAAAUCAAAGAAUCUUAUUUACUUUUCACCCACUGAGAAUAUUGCACAAGAAACAAAUCAAACUCAACAAACAACACAUCAAAGCAAGUCUAAACUAAACCAGAAUGAAUCCAAUAGCCAUGAACACAAAAUCAUGCUAUAUAUGAAUACAGAAAAAACAAAACAAGUCUUCAUACAGAAUAAAGAGACAGUCAAAGACGAACAAGCCAUGUUUGAACUUUUAAUGCAGGCCUGGAAAGAAGAUAUUGAGCAACAAUAUAAAGAUACAGCAUCACAGACUGUAGAAACAGAAAUAUCAACACCUGUUGUAUACAAGGACAAGACUGAGUUAGAAGAAGCACUCAAGGUCUCUGUUGAACGUAUGACAAGCAAUAAAAUGGACGGAUUUGAUGUACUAUGCCAAGAGAUUGCUGAUAUCAACACACCGCUAUAUCAAAGUAUUCAAGAAAUAGACCACCUAUUCAACAGCCAUGGACCAUGGCAAAUAGACUUUAAAAUGAAGAUGUAUAAAUGCUUUGAUAUUCAAUAUGAUCCAUAUUAUGUCAAUAUGUUAAGGAGACAUAUGCAUAUCAACACAGAAGAAUGUUUAGAUAGUUAUUUACUGGCAUGUCAUGCACUGGCCAGGUAUUAUGCCAUUCCUUUUGACUAGGUA